AUGCCUCGGUGGCUUCUCAUGGGUUUUGGGAAAGGAUAUAAUUGGUUGUGGAGCUUCGUAUGGCGUAGGGAAUUGCGGCCUCGAGAUGUUACUGAAAAAUCGAGCCUGGACAUUCUGUUGAAUCAUGUAUGCCCUUCGAUUCAUGGGGGAGAUAAACUCGCGUGGACUUUUAACAAGUCUGGGCUAUUUUCAACAAAAUCUUUUUGUUAUGAACUGGACAAGCUCAUGCCCCAGCCUCAACAUGACGCCAUUAAAGGAUCAUGGCAGGGCCUUGUGCCACAUAGAAUUGAGGUCUUCAUAUGGACCGCAAUGAUUGGAAAAAUAAAUACACGUCAAAAGCUUGCAUCCUUUGGUAUAAUUCCUGUGGAAGAUAGCAGAUGCCCUAUGUGUAAUGCCUCUCCAGAGACAAGUGAUCAUCUAUUGCUUUACUGCACUUUUGCCCAAAAAUUAUGGGAUUGGUGGCUAGAUACAUGGAAGGUUAAAUGGGUCAUCCCUAUGAGCCUAAGGAUGGCUUUUGAUCAAUGGCAAUGUAGUUCGAAAAACUCUUUCUUCAAGGAAAUAUGGGUCUCAUGCUUUUUCAUUAUAUUGUGGUCGGUGUGGAAAGAACGUAAUCUUCGCAUCUUUAACAACAAAUCUUCUUCUCUCAAGGACAUUAAAGACAUGAUCCUUCUUAGACUUGGAUGGUGGAUAAGUGGUUGGUCUGAUAAAUUUCCAUACUCUCCUAUUGAAGUUCAAAGGAAUCCAUCGUGCCUCUUAUGGGACGAAACCAGUGGCUCUUUGAAGAGUCGUGUUGUAGCAGUGGAGUCAUGGCAGCCUCGUGGGGUCUCAAGUGUAAAGUGGAACGUUGAUGCAUCGUUUAAUCCACUUGCGCCAUGUUCAGCUAUCGGAGGGGUGCUCAGAAACCAUCAUGGAAAUUUCAUGUGCGUGUUUUCCUCUCCUAUCCCAAGCAUGGAGAUAAAUAGUGCAGAAAUUCUGGCUAUCGAUCGGGCAAUAUCAAUCUCUCUUGCGUGUGACAUAAUAAAAGAUGCCAAAAUAAUCCUUGAAUCGGAUUCGGCAAAUGCGGUUGAGUGGUGCAAUAAAGAUGAAGGAGGGCCUUAG
Molecule: messenger RNA, 1098 nt
Organism: Beta vulgaris subsp. vulgaris (sugar beet)
Lineage: Eukaryota; Viridiplantae; Streptophyta; Magnoliopsida; Caryophyllales; Amaranthaceae
Exons: 1
Coding region: 1-1098 (365 amino acids)
Molecular function (GO): RNA-DNA hybrid ribonuclease activity; nucleic acid binding
Source: RefSeq, a predicted model, not a curated record